GCUUAAGGUAACUUGUAGAAAAUUAGCAGCGCUGGGCCGCUGGGAUUCCGGGCAACAUAUAAGUUCACAUUUUCCUUUUUGGGAUGUCCCUUAUUUAAGUUCACAUUUCCAUUUUAGGAAACAAAACAGUGCAAAACAGUGCCAAACAGUAUCAAAAAGUGUCCAAACAGUGUCAAAGAGUGCACUCCACAGUAAAGUCAAAUUCAUUUUCUUAAUAUGUGUGAAGUCAAACUCAGAAUUAAAUAAGAACAGGAGUAAGUACUACGUAAUAAUUACGCGUUCUGGCAGCUUACUUCCUUCAUUGUGAGAAGAUCGAUCGGUGUUCAGCGACGUCUGCUCAAAUUGGAGCAUUUACCGGCAUCCAUAUUGAUAUUUGAAGCCGGAACUCUUAAAUUAUUAAGCCUGGAAUGCAACGCAUCAAUAUCUUAUAAUUCGCGCCUCCAGGGUUCUCUGAUUUUUAUCGGUCCUAAAUCCUCUCCUCACUGCUAGUUUCUCUGGGCGGGUGGAUUUGUUGGGAAGAGAUCGUGAGAAGUAAAUUGUUAGCGUAAAAAACCGAAAACCAUAAAUGGAUGAAGAUGAGGAAGAUAGGGUUUUAUUCAGUAGUUUGGGUGUAACAUCUGCUAAACCAGAAGAUAUUGAGCACAAUAUAUUCAAACAGAAGAUCUGAGAUGGCAGAUGAAGACUCAAACACCCCCAUAAAAAUGUGUUUGGUUAUAUAUUGGGAGUAACUAGGUAUUAUGGCAUUGCCAGGCACAGAAAAACCUUGAUGAGAGCAAUGAAGCUGUAAAGCCCACAAGGAAUGUAGAAGCAGUGACUAUUGAAUACAAUGCUACAUCGUCUACCAAAAGCACAGAUUUGUAUAAUAAACUUAGAGCUGUGGAAGUUGAAAUACAGGCAGUGAAGCAUGGCCUUGAACAAUUAGAGAACCUCAGAAAAAAGGAUAGGCAAGUCUCUCAUAGAAAAGAUGGCGAUGAAGGGAAUGCUUCUGAGACUGAGGAAAGCAGUGCUCAGCCUCGUCUUAAUGAUUUAAAACUUCAGCAUGCUUUGGCUGCUGAUCGACUAAAAAGUCUAUUACAAACCAAAGUUCAACUUGAAAAGGAAAUUCAUGAUUCCACAACUUUCUUAAGAGAUCUUGUUAAGGAAGACCCCAAACCCAAAAAAAGACUGAAAGAAGCGACAAACCCUGUCAAGAAUAAGUCAAGAAGGAUAAAGUUAGCAUCAUUGGAUGAUGAUGAUGAUUUUGAUGCAGUAUUGAAUGCGGCAUCUUCUGGAUUUGUUGAAACAGAAAGGGAUCAGUUGGUGAGAAAAGGAAUUUUAACUCCCUUCCACAAGCUCAAAGGUUUUGAGCGUGGAAUUCAAGAACCAGGGCCGUCCAUUAGGCACAGUAUUCAAGAGAACAGUGCUGGCGGUUCAACUAGCCUAACCAAUGUUAUCAGGUCAAUCUCUGAGGCUGCAAAGUCUAGACCAACUACCAAGCUGCUUGAUUCUUCAUCGUUACCAACACUUGAUCCACCUACCCUUCCUUUUCAAUUUCCAAAAAUAGGAAGACUUGUGAAAAGCUUAGAUUCUUCAGAGAAUGACAGGAAAAGUAAGAGUAGGAUAAGAAGGCCCAAGCCUGGCAAGAAAUGGAGAAUGAAAGCAUCCUCUGUAGACAAAGCUGAUGUAGAACCAGUUUCAAGUAAUGAAGAUGAAAGAGAAGCUGAAAAUGUGGAUGAUGAAAGUUCACCAUUUGUGAUGCUUGAGGGUGGAUUAAAGAUUCAGGAUACAAUUUAUGACAAACUUUUCGACUAUCAAAAGGUUGGAGUGCAGUGGCUAUGGGAACUUCACUGCCAAAAGGCCGGUGGGAUAAUCGGAGAUGAGAUGGGUCUUGGUAAAACAAUACAGGUUUUAGCAUUUCUUGGAUCAUUGCAUUUCAGUAAUGUGUACAAGCCAAGCAUCAUUGUAUGCCCUGUCACUCUACUGCAACAAUGGAAGAGGGAAGCGCAAAAAUGGUAUCCAAGCUUUCAUGUCGAGAUAUUACAUGAUUCAGCUCAUGACCUGCCUCGCAGAAGGAAGCAAUCCAAAUCUUGUGAAAGUGAUUAUGAAAGUGAAGAACUACUUGGAAGUGACAUUGAUGAAAAGUUGUCUGCUAGGGCUACCAAAAAAUGGGAUACAGUUAUAAACCGUGUUUUGAGGUCAGAUUCUGGUCUGCUAGUCACCACUUAUGAGCAACUGCGGGUACUAGGAGAGAAAUUACUUGAUAUAGAGUGGGGUUAUGCUGUAUUAGAUGAAGGUCAUCGGAUUCGAAAUCCUAAUGCAGAAAUUACUCUUGUUUGCAAGCAGCUGCAGACAGUACAUCGCAUCAUAAUGACUGGUGCUCCUAUACAGAAUAAGCUUUCUGAGUUAUGGUCUUUAUUUGAUUUUGUCUUCCCUGGAAAGCUGGGUGUCCUGCCUGUGUUUGAGUCAGAAUUUUCUGUUCCGAUUUCUGUUGGAGGUUAUGCUAAUGCGACACCAUUGCAAGUUUCCACUGCCUACAGAUGUGCCGUGGUCUUACGUGACUUGAUCAUGCCAUAUCUUCUAAGACGAAUGAAGGCUGAUGUAAAUGCCCACCUACCGAAGAAGACUGAACAUGUCCUUUUCUGCAGCCUGACUUCAGUACAGCGAUCAAUUUAUCGAUCAUUUCUCGCUAGUUCAGAGGUCGAACAGAUAUUUGAGGGUAGCAAAAACACUUUGUAUGGAAUUGAUGUGAUGCGCAAAAUUUGUAACCAUCCGGAUCUUUUAGAGAGAGAACAUUCUCGUAGUGAUCCUGACUAUGGAAAUCCCGAGCGCAGUGGGAAAAUGAAAGUUGUUUCUGAAGUGCUUAAGCUGUGGAAUGGUCAAGGUCACCGUGUACUCUUUUUUACUCAGACACAACAGAUGCUCGAUAUUUUAGAAAAUUUUCUAGUCACUAACGGCUAUAACUAUAGGCGAAUGGAUGGUGCAACACCUGCAAAGCAAAGAAUGGCUUUAAUAGAUGAAUUUAAUAUUGCAGAUGAAGUUUUUAUCUUCAUCUUGACUACAAAAGUUGGUGGCCUCGGAACAAAUUUAACUGGUGCCAAUAGAGUCAUUAUCUUUGAUCCUGACUGGAACCCAUCUAAUGAUAUGCAGGCCAGGGAGCGUGCUUGGCGUAUUGGUCAGAAGAAAGAUGUGAUUGUUUACAGGUUAAUUACCCGUGGAACUAUUGAGGAGAAGGUGUAUCACAGACAGAUAUACAAGCACUUCCUGACCAACAAAAUCUUGAAGAACCCACAGCAGAGACGGUUUUUCAAAUCUCGUGAUUUGAAAGAUCUCUUCACCUUGAAUGAGGAUGGGGAGAAUGGAUCUACAGAAACAUCUAAUAUCUUUAGCCAGUUAAAUGAGGAUGUAAAUAUUACUGGGCCUGAACACCCUAAUCAGGAAAUGGAUACAUCCACUCAAACAAAGCCAGCAUAUCAGGCCACUGAUCUGGAAAAAGAUAAUGACACAAGAAGCAAUGGCGAAGAGAAAGAGAAAGCUUAUAACAGCAAAGGUGAAGUAGAGGAAGAAACUAGUAUCUUGCAGAGUCUUUUUGAUGCAAAUGGGAUUCAUAGUGCAUUGGAUCACGACGCCAUCAUGAAUGCUCAUGAUGAAGAGAAACUAAAGCUAGAAGAGCAAGCCUCACAAGUUGCACAGAGAGCUGCAGAAGCAUUGCGCCAGUCACGAAUGCUUCGGAGGCAAGAAAGCGUGGCUGUCCCAACCUGGACUGGCAGAUCUGGAACUGCAGGGGCACCAUCAUCUGUCAAAAAGAAAUUUGGUUCUACCAUUAACCCUCUUUUGGUAGCUACUAGUUCAAAGUCCUCGGGAGAGUCAUCGUCCAAAAACAGCAGGCCAAAUGGAAUUGCUGCUGGGGCAUGUGCAGGUAAAGCACUAUCUUCAGCUGAGUUGCUGGCCAGGAUCAGAGGCAACCAAGAAAGGGCAGUUAGUGAUGGGCUAGAGCAUCAGUUUAAUUUGGUAUCAAGCUCUAGGAUGUCUAAAGGUGGCUCGAGUGGGAUGCAGCCAGAAGUCCUGAUCAGGCAAAUUUGUACAUUUAUUCAACGGAAAGGUGGACGAACCAGUUCAGCGAGCAUCGUAGACCAUUUUAGAAGUAGGGUAUCAUCAAAAGAUUUGGCAUUAUUUAAGGGUCUUUUGAAGGAGAUUGCAACUCUGGAGAAAAAUGAGAAUGGAUCUUUUUGGGUUCUUAACCUAGAAUAUAUGGAACAGUAGCAAUAUCAGCUGCUACCUGCUAAACAAAUAACAUAUACAUGUGUUUUUGGCCGUCUCAUCCUUCGGAUGGAAUACAUAGUUUGAUGAUGUGGAGCUGGACAUGGGCUGGUUACCAUCUGGUUCCGGACUGGCCAGUUCCUGCCACUUGAGGCAUAAUCUGUAACAAAAAUUGUUAGACGGCGUCAUUGUGCCGCCAGUUCUGGCUGAAACUAAACAGGCAGUUCCUACCCAGUUUUGUAUCCUUUAAAUCAUUACGGGAACUGGCCUGUUCGGUUUUAUUUGGAGGGAAAUGGCCUAUUCAGGAUUAUUUGGUUUCCAGAUAACAUGCCGACCAGUCCCAUCCGGAAGUCCGGAACCAGGACUAUAUCCAACACUAGUUUGGUGCUUAGAUAUUUUUGUACCUCAUAGAGUUAUAGGUAGGUUGAUUGUGUAGCGCUUUUUGACCUAGUGUAUACACAAUUUUGCGAGCAACGGGACUCGAGAAAUGAGGCAUAGGUAAUCCAUUUUUUUUCUUCCAAAAAGUAGUCUU
Messenger RNA from Cuscuta europaea, 4768 nucleotides. Lineage: Eukaryota; Viridiplantae; Streptophyta; Magnoliopsida; Solanales; Convolvulaceae. The record is from the annotation of a GenBank genome assembly.